GAUAUUGUAAAGUUAGCUAAUUAUAUGGUUAUGUUUAAAUAGAAUGGUUCCAGACCAUCAUUCAAUAUGCAGCAGGUUCCAGAUGCCUCUAGUUCUCACCAGUUGAAUGAAGAGCUAAUGGUUCCAUCACAUGAAGUUGGACAAGAAGUAGAAUUACUUACUUCUAAAUUGCCAAAACAAGUUGUGGCAAUUGGCAUAGUUAUUUCUAAGGACCCAUCCAAAGUAGUAGGUGGACAACGAUUGGGGCCAGAAUUUUGGGAAGUUCGUAUUACGAAAGCGAUAAAGCCUCGUCAAAAUUUGGUGAAAGCUCUUGAAGGUGUCAAAACAGUUGGAGAUGCACAUCACAAAUGUGUAGCUUGGCCUUCAGUUGAUGUAAUGCAUAUGCACUAAUCCUAUAUUUAUUAU
This is a messenger RNA of Camellia sinensis, 405 nucleotides long. NCBI's taxonomy places the organism in Eukaryota, Viridiplantae, Streptophyta, Magnoliopsida, Ericales, Theaceae. The record is from RefSeq and is a predicted model, not a curated record.